This is a messenger RNA of Drosophila innubila, 1068 nucleotides long. RefSeq lists its product as uncharacterized. NCBI's taxonomy places the organism in Eukaryota, Metazoa, Arthropoda, Insecta, Diptera, Drosophilidae. Bases 15 to 1034 code for a protein of 339 amino acids. The transcript is spliced from 6 exons. The record is from RefSeq and is a predicted model, not a curated record.
CUCUCCCCUCUACGAUGGUCUUCUCCUUGAAUUGGAUGCGACUGUGGCAGUUCCUGCUUCUGUUUUGGAUGUGUUCAACAGUCGUUGAUUGUGCUGAUGGUUUGAAUGCGGUCUCAGAUGUCAUAACGGGAGAUCACAGCUACCACAACAACACCCACAACAACUUUGACAUUCGUGACAACUAUGACAACUUCAACCAGCUGACAGCCAACAACGAGACAAGAGUUUUAAGACGAGGCAAACGUUACCUGGAAUUUACCAAAGGUUCGCGUAUGUCGUGGCGUACCAACGGCAAAAACAAUCUCAUUAAAAUCAACACACUUUUCUCCUAUGGUUAUGGCUUUCGAGCCAAUUAUCCGUUUCCCGAUCCCCAGGAUCAACGCAAGAGAAAUCGUGUCUUCUUUAAGCGUGAUUUAUUUUCAAAAUUGGAAACCGCCUUAGAUGGCCAUGGCUUUGAUGGACGCGCCUGUUUAUUGAAAUCAUUCUGCACGGCACUUUUGGAUGUCGAUAAGUCUCAGCAAAAGAGCGGCAUGUUGUUUAAAUUGCUAAAGUUAAUAUUCAGAAGACAAAGGCGAUUUCUGGACAUAAUAGAGACAAGUCGGCUAUUUGUGGGUAACAUUUUGCGUGACGCAAUUUUAUUUUUUUGGAAUUCAAAGUUUCGCGUUAACGUCAAAAACAAUGUGAUACCAAAGCCAACAAUUUGGGCACAUGGCUAUGGCUUUCGUGCCAAUACUCCCAUACUGGUGAAGCGCGAGAAUCGACCCUUCAGAAGGGACACCUAUGAGUUAGUUCACGAGCUCAUGGAACGCAGCGGUUUUGAUGGCCAGGCAUGUGUGCUAAAGGCUUACUGCACUGCCUUGGCCGGGGAUCAUGGUCAGGGAUUCUUGUUUAAGCUUUUGAAGUAUAUGUUUAUCUUGGAGGAUCACGAGAAACAUCACAUGCCUUAUCUGCGCGAGGAGAACUGUGAGCAAAUCUUACAUAGCCAUUGUCCCCUGAGCUUCGACAGUAUAUCGCCCUAUACCGAUGAUGUCUAAGAUUAAUUGUUAUGGCUUAAGCUGAUCUUAAAAA